AUGCCAGGAGAGCGGCCCCCAACUCUGCCCAGAGACUUGCAGCCCUGCCAAGUUGCCAGCGGCCUGGGGUGCCCCUCUCAGCACCCGCUCAAGGACCACAGCUCUGCCAGCAGGACCACCCAGGACAUGAGAGAUGAAAGCAACAAGGCCCAGGCCCAGUGUUCCCUUGAAGCCCGGCUAAGUCUGGCCAAAGAGGUGAAGCCAGAGGACCAGCUACUGAGAACACAGGCCCCAGCAGGACAGAGCUCUGUACAAGCUUACUCAUGGCUGGCCAGCAGGAUGGAGAGCAGUCGCCCACAGCUCCACGACCUAAGCACUUCAAGGAUCAGAUGCAUCCUGGAUGAGCCACCUAAGGACCUACAGCAUGAAGGCCCCCAGGUGUCGGAGACCAAGGCUUCUCGGGUCCAAAAGACCAGAGCCCGCCGCAGGCCCAGCAUCCCAAGGGCCGAGGCCCUGCCCUCCCCAGAAGAGAAUGGCUCCCAAAGGUGCUUUCAGGAGGCCCCUUCCAGCUUUACCUCCACCAACUGUACCUCACCAAGUGCCACCCCUGGGCCCUUGCCCCAGAGGGCCCCCCAGAGAAGUGGCACCAGCCCCCAUAGGCCUGCUUCUGGCCCUAACGUCCAGGCCAUUGGGACCAACUCCUGGCCUCCUGCUGCUGAAAACAGCUUCCCAGGUGCUAAUUUUGGGGUCCCCUCUGCAGAGCCCAAGCCCUUCCCUGAAGGCAACCGGCCUAGCAGCCCCCAGGGGGUCUCUGUUCCCUACCCCUUCCCCAUAGAAAUGGCCCAACAUGAACAAGCAGCUGAGACAGUGUUGUACACCUUCCACCAGCCCCUGGCAGCAUGGACUGAGGAGGCCCUGGAUACGAACCCUGCCUACCCAUCCCUGCCAUGCAACCCAGGCCAGUCGGGGGGAGUCAACACUCCCAGUGAUCUUGGAGGUGCCCUCUCCCCACCCGGUGCUGCUCACUUGGUCCCUAGUCCCUUCCAUGACAGUUUGCACAAGAGCCUGACCAAAGGCCUUCCUGAAGGGCCCUCUCCAAUUCAUGAUGGGCUGGGGAGUCCCCAGGGUCCCCCAAAUCCUCCACCUCAGAGGCACUUUCCGGGGCAAGGGUAUGGAGUUAAUGGGGUGGGUACCAGCCCAAUGCCUCUGGACACAGAGCUGCCUGCCCCUGGGCCACUACCCACCCAUCUGCCCCAGUUGUGGGAUUCCUCAGCAGCUUCUUACCCCACAUCCACCCUAAACCCGGCAGUUGCUGCCAGACCUGCCUUCUUUGAAGGCCAGCAGCUCUGCCUUCCCCAAAGUCCCCCCCUGCCCUGGUCCCCGGUGCUUACAACCCCUGGGCCAAAUUCCCACCAAAUGGGGGUGCUGAGCCGACUGACAUUCCCCAGGGGGUCUUCUGAGUGGCAGGGGGACAGCCAGGGAGCCCUGGGUGCUUUGAAUACAAUCCCCAGGCCUGGGGAGACGCUGUCAGCUCUCAGGAGCAGCCCAGGUCAGCCAAGCAGUUCCCCGAGGUUGCUAGCCUAUGGUGGGCUAAAGGACCCUGGGACCCAGCCCCUGUUCUUUGGGGGAACCCAAUCCCAGGUGUCACCUCAAGGGGCCCUCAGCCUGCCCCCACCCAGGGUGAUGGGAGCCUCUCCUAGUGAGUCCCCUCUUCCCUCCCCUGCCACCAACACAGCCAGCAGCAGUACCUGUUCAUCCCUGUCACCACCAUCCAGUAGCCCAGCCAACCCCAGCUCUGAGGACAGCCAGCAACCUGGACCCCUCAGGUCCUCAGCCUUCUUCCUGCCCCCCACCCACUCCCAGGAGACCAGCAGCCCCUUCCCUUCCCCAGAGCCCACACACACCAUCCCCACAUGUUACCAGUCAGAGUCGGCCAAAGUCUUCCCUCUCCCCACAGAGGGGCCAGGAGCUGAGGAUGCCUUCAAGAGCCUGGAGGGAGCCCCAUUUCCCCACAAGAGCCCCUCACUGGGCAGAGACAGGUUGCAGGGAUUUCCUCCAGAGCCACCACCAUACUCUGCCCAGCACUUUUCCCUGAGCAGCGCCAGCCUGGACCAGCUAGAUGUACUGCUGACCUGCAGACAGUGUGAUCGGAACUAUAGCAGCCUGGCAGCCUUCCUGGAACACCGACCAUUCUGCAGCCUGCUGCUAGCCAAGACCAAGGAUGGCUCAGUACAGCCCCCAGGGCUCUCCACACCCACCACCACCUCAAAGGCACCCACCGAUGCACACUCAGGCUUGCUUGAACACAACCAGGCUGCCCCCUUCCUGCUAACCAGAGAUGAUCAGGGGGACAGCAAGGAUGACUCCCUGAGAACAAGCUUCCUGCCCACCGGCCUGGCUGUUACCCCCUUCCCACUCCCCACCUCAGACCUUGACAUGGAAGAUGAUGCCAAGCUGGACAGGCUUAUCACCGAGGCACUCAAUGGCAUGGAGUACCAGUCAGACAACCCUGAGAUAGACAGCAGCUUCAUUGAUGUCUUUGCUGAUGAGGAGCCUUCAGGCUCCAGGGGGCCCAGUGCUGGGCAUUCUCUCAACACACAGGUGGGAGCAACUCCCAAGAAUGCUAUCCAGCCCCAACUCCCAUCCAGAGUUGUCAUAUCAGAACCCCAAGCUCCCUGCACUGGAGACAGGGGCUGCCCAGCCCGAAACAGGCCCAAAACCCGCUCCCUGGGCUUGGCAUCUGCAGAAGCAGAUGCAACCACCCUGGUCAGGCAGCAGAGGAGAGGGAAGCAAUUCAAGUUGUUUCGGAAAGAGCCAGGUGUGACCAAGGGUACUAACAACUCUGCCAGAGCCAUCUGCCUAAGGCCAAGGAAGAAGGGCCACAGUGCUGAGCGGCCCCGGCCCCAGGACCGUAGAAGCCAGGCUCGCAAGGUCUAUGCUCAUGCAGACCACAGCAUCCCUAGAGCCACCUCUAAAGAGACCAGGAGCUCCAAGCACUUGCAACUGCCUUCUGGGAAGGACCCCAGGAAAAGGAGGGGGCGAGGCGGCUCCUGGAGCAAGGAGCUCAUCCACAAGAUAGUACAGCAGAAAAACAGGUGCCACAGGCGGCAGACACCACGUGGCCAGGUCUCCCAUGACUCUCUGUUACCUGCAAGACCACCUAGCACCCAGAAGGGCAGGCUUAAGGGGCAAGACUGUGCCUCUGAAUCUGAGGAAGAGGGUGAUGCGCAACAGCAGGAUGCGGGGGUUCCCAUCCAAGACUGUUCCCGCCACAGCCGCCACCGGUGGCGCCAAGGCAAGAAGAGAAAGAAAGAAGAUUUGGCCCAGGACCCAAGAAAGGUUGUGAGGCAGGAGGCUGGUGAAAAUGAGGGCUCCCUGACUCCAAAGAGAACACCCAGCCUCUUGCAGAGCUUGGAUGCCAGAGAAGUCCCUGUGGAAAGAGGCCCUGAGCAGACUGAUCACCCCACAGUAUCCCCAAAGCAUCCUCCACAGGUCCUCAUCACCACCAAGACUCAAAAGGAAAAUCAUGCAGUUCUGGGCUUCCCUGAGGAGGUCAAUGUUGCUGCUGAGUUACACCGUGACACCACAGAACUCAAAGAGAGGUCCAGUUCUCUAGCUAGCUGUGGUGGGGAGAGCCCCAGACCCACCGCUUCAGUCCCACCACAGGCUGGCAGCCCCUGGCCAUCGGGAAGCCACCCUGAAACACUAUCAGGAAAGAGCAUGCCAGCACCAGAUGCAGGCUCUCUGCUGGAUACUUCUGGGUACAUGCAGUGCCCCAGUUUGCACACUAGAGAAGACUCCUCUUCUUCCCAGCCUGGAGGGUGCCUGGCACCCAUUGAUAAGGUGGCAGAUGCUUUCCACACUGAAUCUAGAAUCCCGGCCUUCAAGAACUCUGGUUCUGGUUGUGACCCUGACCACUGUGACAAACACUCUAUAGAGUGUCCAGCUGCCGAAGGAGGACCCCUGCCUAACAGUGACACCCCCUGUGAACUGUUCCUUGGAUCCAAGGAGCUAGCUAACUGCUUCCCUGAAGAUUUGUGCUCUAAGCCUUUAACUACGGACACAUUGCCUGCCCCCAGCUGCUACCUUGGCCAGGAUAGUAUGGAGACUCUUGAGUCAACACCACCAAAGAAUCCACCCUACCCAGUUGAAACAGACCCAGGCAAGGUGCAUUCACCACUGACCUUGGAGUCCACAUCCCUGUUUGCAGGGCUGCCUGAGGAUGGAUUUGACCCACCGCUCUACGACAGCUUGUCUGCAAACAGGGUCACCCACGUACCACUGGUGUGUGCUGACCCUCUCCCUAAGAAACCUCUGACAGACCCCCUGUACCCCUCAUUCUUGCUGCUGGAGGAAGUGUCUCCAGUGCUGCCUGGCCCCUUUCCUGGCCUCUCCAAGGGAAAAGCACUCAGCAAGAAGUGUCCCUUUGAACAGACGACGACGGUACCUCCCAGCCCUCCUCCUGUGCCUGAAAAGGGAAGCGACUGUAGUGUUACCCCUAUGAGCAAUCUGUGCGAGGAUGAACUAGAGAUCAAGAGGUUGGUAACUGAAUUAGAAAGCCAACUACAGGGGCAAGGGAGUACACAGGGGGCCUUGGGAGGGCCUGAGGAAGCUGCACAUGAAGGUAGGAUGGACUCAAGCCCAAGGCAGGCCUCCCUGCUGCCCACACCUCAGGCCACCUCACCCCACAGAGACAUCCUCUCAGCAGCCAACCUUACAGGUCUUGAAGGAUCAAGUUCACAGCAGGAAGGGGCCCUUGGGAACCCCCCAAAACAGUGGUCCUACAUAGCCUCCUGCCACACAAGCAAAGCAGCAUCUCCCCCGGGUACCCAAGAAGACCCUGGUCCUGGGGCUCCUCUCUGUCCUGCAGGUUUCAGCCUCAGUUUUCAGACAGUGCCAGAGGCCCACAUCUCCAACCCAGACAGGCAGGACCCCCUAAGUGACCAUCUGCCUGACUCCAGCAAGCAACAGGCACUCUUGCUACAUGCUGAGAGUUUAGCCAAGUAUAGUCCAAACCAUGAGCUUUUGUUUUCUAAAAAUAGUGAAGCUUCUGGGACACAGGAGAAUGUCUCACUGCUGCUUCCCAGUGAACAUACAAGAGGGCAUUCUCCAGACCCAUGUGAGACCCAAGAGCCCUGCCCAGGUUCCUCUGCACCAGAAGGAUUCAACAGCCCCAAUGCCUAUCUGGCCCUAGAGCCCAACUCGAUGCUUAAAAGUGAUGAGGGUGUCCCCUCCCCUCCAAGUGCUAGUCCCAGCCACGACUCUAAGGAACACCUUGAGGGCCAAGCAGGGAGUCCCAUAGGAACUAUGCUUACCAACCCCAUUGCAAAGGAUCCUGGCUUCACGGGUGAGUCUGUACUUGCAGGGGCCUCUCCACUAUCCACCUUCCAGAGUGACAAGGCUUGGUCCCAUUCCAUGCCAGAUCCUUCUUGGGUGGCCAGUGCCCCCCUUGGACAGAGGCCCCAGGAACCAGCCUGCUGCUCCUUUCCUCUGCUCCAGGUCCUGGAUGCUAGAGCCAAAAGUGAAGACAAUACCCAAGGCCUUCAGCCUGGGGACCCCUUGGAGGCCAGUGUGAAAAGGGACUCAUCAGGGGCUAUAAAGAUGUCAGCUCUAGCUACAGACAUCCGAAAGCAGCUGAGGUCCAAGGCAGAUGGACAUCUGGGCUCACCAGGUCAAUCUGAAAAGACCAAGGGCCGAGGUCAAGCUAACAGACGUCGGCCAAAUAACCGGAGGAGCCUGGGGAACCCAGACACACUCACCAAGGUCAGGGCCCAUUUGGAAGUUAGGCCGGCCAGGAGCAGAGGGGCACGUCAGGGGAACAGAGCAGCCCGGGGCUUUAGGAGGCAAGCACUGCCCUCCACAAGCCCCACCCACCCUGAUGGCACAGCCUCGGUUUCCAUCCUGACUGCAUUCCCUCUCCAGAUGGGGCCUGCACAGAGAAGCCCAGAGAGGGCAUCCAGCCCCCAGCUGCUGUUUAGCCAGGAGAGUCCAGCCCCUUCCAAUAGGGACCUGGCUACUUGUGCCCUCUCAGCCAUCUCCCUAGCCACACCUACUCCCGAUGACCUUAAGCCCCUACCCCAGGAAGAUCCUGGGGCCAAAGUCAAGCCUGUUGGGCCACCAGCAAAUUCCUCCUAUAGAGACCUACCCAGCCCCUACCAUCAGCCAGCCUAUCCUGUCUUGGCACCUCUGGGACAGGGUAGUCAUGGCCAAGCCACCAAAGAUGUUGGGCCCCUAACUCCUACAUCACUGACAACAAGCCACUGUGGCUCUGAAGAGGCUUUAUCCCACCACUCACUUUUGGGAACCAGCAGUCCCAAAGACCCUCCCUCGGGCACACUUGGCCCCAUCGGUUUCUCAGACCCUGUAAUGCUUGACAGGGACAGCCCCAAAGGCAUCACAGUAAGAACAUUAGAAGAGUCUGGAAAAGAGGAGCUGAGGACAUCUCCUGCCCAUGCCACUGCUCCUCCCCCAGGGGGUCCCAGCUCCCCCAAAAUAACCAUCAAAGCUGCCCCCCUGACCAGCAUUCCCACCAAAGAUGACCUAGAUUCAGAUGAGAGACCGGAGGUGCCAGACCCCCACUGCAUGGGAAUCCCACCUCUCAGCAGCCCAGAAAGGACAUAUUUCGAGGACCCUUUCUUAGGGCCCCAGAGCAGCACACCCUGCCCUGGCCACAGGGAAAGCCACAGCAUUAUAGCUGUGCCCACAGACCUCGCCAUCCUGGGGACUACAGAACCAGACUCUCAGAUCUGCCAAGAAGAUGAGGCAGCAGCCAGUAUGGAGGAUCAGGACAACCCAAGAACACCCAGAGCAAGACGCUGUGAUGUGACCAAGGUACCCAGAGCCAGUGCCCGAAGAGUGCCUAUAGGACUCCACUUGACCCUGGCAGCCUCUCUGAGCUGCACAGCCACUGACUUCAGGUCCAAAUCUCAACACUGCAUUGGUGCCUCUCAUCGUUCUCCUCAGAAAGGCCCCUUCAGUCCCCAAGAGUCGAAACGGAGGCCCCGAGGCUUGAAGAAGAAGCCAGUGCCUACAGAGAAGACCCCAGCUGGGCUACCCAUGACCUGCGAACUCUGUUCAGCUUCUUUCCUCUCCAGAGCAGGCCUAAGCCGGCACAAAGCCAGGAAGCACCGGCCACAAAAGGAGGCUAGCUCCCAGCUGAGCCCCAUGAUCCCGCCAGCUUGCCAGCCUCCAGAUUCCGUGACCCAAGUAUGCCAGACCCCUGGGAAGAAAACCUGCAAGGCGCUUGGGAAAGGGAGACCAAGUCACUCACCCCUGGGUCCUGGCCACUCUUCUGGGCCACCUUCCCUCCAGGCUUCUACAACACCAGAGGCCACCAUGGGUCCUGAGAGGUUGAAGGUGACUAGUGAGAAAUCUGAGGGACCCAGGACAACAGACAGUCCUCUCAACCAGCAGCCACACACCCCAGGCCUGACUGAACAAGGAAAGGGUACAAAGAUUCCAGCCUCAAAGCCUAGAAGACAGGAUGGGUGGCAAGAAGACCAGCUCCUUCCCAACCAGGGAGAAAUGAGAGGCCAGAGACGAGGUAGAGAGCCUGCUGAUUCCCCCAGCCAUUCAGAGAGAAAAUCCAACAGGAAAGGGGGAAAGCUGAGAAUGAGGAGGGAGAAGCGCGGUCCUGGAGAUACUGCCCAGGUGACUUCAGACAGGGACUUCUCAGAUCCAUCAGCCUCCUGUGGUGAUCAUCUCAUCCCUCUGAGCUUCUCGCCUAAGGGAGAAUCCCCCACAGUAGGGCCCAGAGUUCUGGGAGAUGCUGCAGACAUGGACACAGGGCCCCUGUGUACAGAAGAGAUGCCAGUACAGAAGACCCCCCAAGAGUGGCGAAUCUGUCAAGGCUUGAUAGAGGGGGAACAUCCAGUGGAACAGAAGGCAGCCUGGGCACAAUGGUUCUGGGGACCAGGAGAGGCCGGGGCACUGGCUAUUAGUGGAGAACCAUCCCAGGCUGUUGAGAGCCAGCCUGCAGAGGACAGCAGUGGAGCCGAAGGUAGGUCAGAUGGAGGCAUUGGGAAGGGGACAUCCGAUUUGCCUGACAGCACACACAGUCUUGAAGUGGACAGCGCCAUCAGCAACUGCCCCCGGGGUCCUAUCAGUGGCCCAGAAACCCAGAGUGGAGUUCUGGAGUCCAAGGGCACCACUCCUGAAGCCCCCAGCCCAGGUCAAAGGGAGCCUCCAAACUUGUUUGAUGAUGAGACAUCCUUCUCUCAGCUCUUCCCCAUGGAUGGCCGCCUUACUCAAAAGAAGAACCUACGUGUCUACGGGAAGCGUUGCAAAGGACCAAAGCACCCACCACCAAAGGAGCCCAGCACUGAGGUGGUAGCCAAUGCCUCACUCUUCUCCACACGCCUGCCCACAGAUCUCAGUGACUCAGGCUCUCUCUGCCUGUCCCGUGAGGAAGAGGACCUGUGGGAUGAUGAAGCCAUGAGUUUGCCUGAGUCUCUCCUCCUAGAUGGGCUCCUGAGUAGUAAGGCACCUGGCCUUGACCCCUGGACCCCCAGCUUCAGCCUGUGGGCCCUGGAGUCCAACAGGGAGGCCGGCUAUAUGGAGGAGGCGCCUUCCUGCUUCAACGAGAACCUGGAUGAGUGGUCCGAGGCCAUCCCCCAGCUGCACAUGGUCCCAGCAGCCUGGCGAGACCUGGAGCUGUGUAGCCCUGCCUGUGAAACACCCUCUUCCCUUGGAGACAUGAGCCCGGAGCCCCCUAACCUAGAAAGAGAACAUGAUGUUAGGCUUCCCGGAAAUGCCAGCCUGCCCCCGCUUUACAUUAAAGACUUUGAGGUGCUUGGCACCCAGCUAGACUUACAAGAUCUGUGCUUUCUAGGACCCUGUGAUGACCUUGCUGACCUCCCCAACCCAGGUAUCUUAGAUUUCCAGGGCACAGCAAAUUCACAGGGGCCUCCAAACAAAAGAAUGGAGGAAGCUGCCAGGGCCAGAGGAGCCAAAGGUAGAGACCGGCCAGUGAAGGGCAGGAGGGCCUCUCACAAGUGCAAGGUAUGUUUCCAGCGCUUCCACAGCCUGGGUGAGCUGGAUCUACACAAGCUGGCACACAGCCCCUCCCCACCCCCCACUUGCUACAUGUGCGUGGAGCGCAGGUUCAGCUCCCGGGAGCUUCUUCGGGAGCACCUGUGGGAGAAGCAUGUGCAGGGCAAGGCAGGGCCAUGGGCCUGCGGCAUGUGCCUGAAGGAAGUGGCCGAUGUCUGGAUGUACAACCAGCACCUGCGGGAGCAUGCAGCCCGCUUCGCCCGAAAUGGACAGGCACGGCGAGCCCUGGGAGACCUGCCAGGGUGCUUGGAAGAGGAGAGCACUCUCACACACUUCCUGAACAGCAUUGUGGAGCAAACACCUAAAGCCCAGAGGACCAAGCACUCAAUUGGCAAGGCCAGCAGGGAGGCAUCUGAGCAGGAAGGAGAAGCAGGGAAGAAAAUCCCAAGGAGGAGGGUGAAGCACAAGGUGCCCGCCUCAGUCACUCCCAGCCAAGAUGGUGCCUUGCCAUCCGCUCUGACCGGCAGCUCUAUCAUCUGCUCUGGCUCUGCCAAGACGCCCCCAACCCCAUCCCCAGACCCUUGGUCCCACAGUGAGUCUCUGCUCCAAGCGGUCCCAGUGCAUGAGGACUGCAAGGACCUAUCCCGGGACUGCCACCACUGUGGAAAGCAAUUCCCCAAGCCCUUCAAGCUGCAGCGCCACCUGGCGGUGCACAGCCUACAGCGCGUCUACCUGUGUCCCCAGUGCCCACAGGUCUACCCUGAGCACUGGGAGCUGAGGGUGCACCUGGGCCUGACCCACGGGGUGAAAGAGGAGAGGGAACUACCACACAUGCCUCUCUAUGCCUGUGAGCUCUGCGCCAAUGUCAUGCACGUCAUCAGGAGGUCCUUUGUCUGCAGCUCCUGCAACUACACCUUUGCCAAGAAGGAGCAGUUUGACAGACACAUGGACAAGCACCUGAGGAGCGGCCAGCCCCCCUUUGCACUCAGAAGUGUUAGGCGGCCAGGGGUUCCUGGGAGGAAGACCCAGGUCCCCCAGGAUGUGCUACCCAGCAAGCAGCACAGGGUGGUGGCGUCCUCCAGCCCCUCUAAGCCCAGCACUGACAGAGUCCUAUCCACAAGCAGCCCUACUCCAAGUGAUGGCUGCCUCCCUGCACUACCCCUGAUCUGUUCAGAGACAGCACCUAGCCCCAGCCUGGACCAGCCCAGUUCUCAAGAGAGGCCUGUGGACCAGGCAGACCACUCACUGAAGGGGAACAACCCACCAUUGAAUGGCCAGGACCUUCCACCUCCGUCUCUGUCUCCUUUCUCGGCUGCCUCAGCAGAAGGUGCAGGUGGCUGUAAGCUGGACGGAGCCCCGGAGAAAGUAGAAAAUGAGGCUUCCUUAGGCAGCAUUGAGCCACGUAAAUGGCAAACUCCCCCAAGCGAAAAGAAAGCCCUUCACCUGUUCUCGGGAAAACACAGGAGCCCAGGCACCCGAGGCAAGUGUGCCCCUGGCUAUUCCCCGGGAGACCCCUCCAAGCUCCAGAAGGAGAGGCUAAUGAUCACGCACCACAUAGUACCUGAGGGGAGAAUAGAGGUUCCCUCCCAGAAGGGAAAUGCCACCAAACCAGGGGCCUGCUUGAGUUCUUCCAAGCACAGAUCAGCAGCGCCCCCCAGCAAAGCACUGAAGCUAUCAGCACCACCAAGAAAACCUAUAGGGAUGGGGACCCCAGCAUCUGGAGAGCUGGCCCAGAGUCCUGAGGAUAAGGUAAAACCCAGCACUUCUAAAGCUAAACUGAGACCCAACUCUCAGGGCACUGAGGGUCUACAGUCUGGUACUCAGACAGGGGGUGGCAGCCAGCCCCAGCCAACCAGUGGGCAGCUCCAGAGCGAGAUGGCCUCGACCCCCACUGAGCCCAGCUGUCCUAGCUGGGGGAGCUCCACCCCUGAGCAGCCCCCACCUCAAACCCACACCAAGGGCAGUGCCAGGGGCCCCAGAGAAGCUGAUCAUCAGGGGGUCCAAGUGCAUUCAAGUCCCAGGGAGAAAAGAGAAAACAAUGAGAAAAAGAGAAUGGGUCAGGCCCUGGGACUGGCCAGGCAUGGAAGCCUGGGAAGCAUGGGGAGAGCCCCCUCAGCCCCUGACAAGUCAUCCAGGGCCCCUCGGAAGCAAGCAACUCCCAGUCAAGUUCUCCCUGAUAAGCCCAGACCCGGUAACCAGAGCGGCAGGACAAGGCCACAGCCGCCAUCACAGAAGAAAGGGGACCUGGGCCACACUUCUGAAAAGGACCCAUUCCCCCAGGCAAGACCCCUGUCCAGACCCUACAAAAGGGUCAGAGCUGUCUAUGGUGUUGAACACAUGGAGCCCCGAGACCACCGGACUGCAGAGGCCCAGAGCGACCUCCUCAGCCAGCUGUUUGGGCAGAAACUGACCAGCUUCAAAAUCCCUCUAAAGAAAGACAAUUCCCAGUAACUACAAGAGCGGAUGCCUGGGAGCCCAGCUGAUGGGCUCCUGUCUGGCCUUCGGAGUGAGAGGCAGCCAGUUUGAGACCACUCUGUCUGCUUCUCUGCCCCCGACUUCCCACAGAUUCUCCACCAGAUUAGAGAGCUCAUUGUGCUGUUGCAAACAGGGCUUUGUGCUGGAAGGCGAAGGUUGAGGGAAGGACCAGACUCACCCACCCCACUCCCCCGGACAUCACGCACCUGCUUUCUUGGUACCAAGUACUUGAAGAAAGCAGCUCACAACCCAUCACUGCCACCAUGUCCUGUUGGCCAGGUGCCUUGGGCUGUCAAACUCGUAUUUGAAGGUUUGCACAAGGUCCCCCAUCGCCUAGCAGGAAAGCACAGUGAGGCAGUCAGCCAAACAGUGACAGCUGCAUUGUCUUGCUGCUGUUGCUAAGAUUCCAAAGUGACCUUAGAAGUCACAUGGGAGAGGACCAUGUUCUCUACUUGGGCCAUUUCUGAGCCACCUGGUCCUUGAGAGCGCGACAGGACCAUCCUCCCAACCACAAAGUCAUGCUGGCCUCCAACUGCACUGCAGAUGUUUCCAGCACCUUGCCCCCAGGGACUGGGCUCCAAGAGGGAAUGCAGAGAAAGCAGCACCUUGGCCAGUGCCCAAUGGAUCCCUCAGCCGUAUGGCCCCUUCUGAGUGCCUUCCUCCCCUAUGGGGCUCUGUCUCUAGGUCCCAGAAAGCCUGAUCCAAAGGUUCUGGUGCUAUUCCCUUGCUGUAAUGUGAAUACAAGCUCCCUAGUCUUAUUUGAAACACGGGAUAAUUAAGGUGGGGAGACCUAGCCAGGGAGGCUACAGCCCAGGUAUUGAGCCUCACAGGUCUCCCUUGUUGAGCUCCGGUCCCAGGGUCCCAGCAGUGAAGGGACCCUCGAGGCUGGGCUGUGGGUGUGGUUUGUGCACUGGCAUGAGCCUGCCUACUACACACCUGCCAAUAUAGCGUUGUGUAUCAAAAUGGGCAGGAGGAGACGCUUCCCCUUUCUCCUAGGGAGUCUUAGAGAUUCCUGGCUUGUUUGGUUGUGUAGUUUUUAGCUUGGGUGCAAUGUGAGUGUCAAAAGGUUUUAUUUUGGCAUUUUAAACAAGACCAAACCAGGCCCGAACGGCCUCCGUAAAAGGUGCUGGGGUCUUUCAGAAUGCCUCUUUCCAAUGGAUAAAGACGUGGG
Messenger RNA from Onychomys torridus (southern grasshopper mouse), 12577 nucleotides. RefSeq names its product zinc finger protein 469 (gene Znf469). NCBI's taxonomy places the organism in Eukaryota, Metazoa, Chordata, Mammalia, Rodentia, Cricetidae. The coding region runs from base 1 to 11382 and encodes 3793 amino acids. The transcript has a single exon. The record is from RefSeq and is a predicted model, not a curated record.